GCAGCCCGCUCCGCCCCAAGCCGGCGGCUGGGUACGAAUGACAGCGGCGGCAGCCACUGAGAUCCCGCAAACGGGGCGGCUCCAUCCGCAGAGACGGCCGGAAGCGGGUUUGGGCACCUGCGGGCAGGGCGAGAUGGCGCAGAGGUUGGCGCUCCGUCGGCUGCUGGCGGUCCCCGGAAGGGCCUUGGGCACCUCCGCGGGCCGCCCGAGCGCCUUCAACGUGCAGGACGGCGGCGACUUCCAGGAGCGGGUGGUCAACAGCGCCAAGCCCGUCGUGGUGGACUUCCACGCGCAGUGGUGCGGUCCCUGCAAGAUCCUAGGCCCCAGGUUAGAGAAGAUGGUGGCCAAGCAGGAGGGGAAGGUGGUGAUGGCCAAAGUGGACAUCGAUGAUCACACAGACCUUGCCAUUGAGUACGAGGUGUCGGCAGUGCCAACCGUGCUGGCUAUGAAGAACGGAGACGUUGUGGAUAAGUUUGUGGGGAUAAAGGACGAGGAUCAGCUGGAAGCAUUCCUCAAGAAACUCAUCGGAGCCUGAAGUAAAAUGGUGGCUGUACCUCUGCCUCCCGCUGUGUCCAUGUUGUGCAUUCCUUGCCUGGGAGAGCUGAGGGGCACGUGGGCUGCCUGCCUUGUACAGCCUGGGGUUUUCUUUUGUUUGGGGGUUUUUAGGAGAUGGACAGUGUUGUAACCCUUCCUUCCUGCUCCCCCCUUCUCUCGAGCAGCAGUAGUUGUAAAGAGUGUCGAGGAGCAGGGCUGCUUUUUCUCAAAAUGGGGAAUGUGGCUGGGAUCAGGAGCCCACGUUUAUCAGCAAAGAGAUGACGUGUAGAACUGCUGCUGAGCUAAGAGGAGGAAUGUCUCUCCUUCGCCUAGCAUCUGAUAGCCCAGAGCAGAGGGCAGCUGCUCCCUACAACAUGUGGGUGCCUAUCUGCCCUGGGCGGGUUUGUUUAAAGCUGGGAAUGCCUCUGCCUUGUCUGUGAAACCUGUGUUUUUAUCCCGCUGUCCUCACGUCCCUGGGGCAGGUACAAAUGCUCUGCAAAGCCUCAGACUCCUCUCAUAAUUUCAUAAGAGAAAAUAGAAGUAUUUUAUGGAUCUCCUUUUUUGUAGGUCUGUAAUAAAGAGAACUUUAUUGUCACUUCUGUUUAGCUGGAGAAUAAAAGUUGAUUCUCUGAAAUCA
This is a messenger RNA of Cygnus atratus (black swan), 1171 nucleotides long. RefSeq names its product thioredoxin 2 (gene TXN2). The coding region runs from base 38 to 535 and encodes 165 amino acids. Gene Ontology annotation, molecular function: protein-disulfide reductase activity. The transcript is spliced from 4 exons. The record is from RefSeq and is a predicted model, not a curated record. Gene Ontology annotation, biological process: cell redox homeostasis. NCBI's taxonomy places the organism in Eukaryota, Metazoa, Chordata, Aves, Anseriformes, Anatidae. Gene Ontology annotation, cellular component: mitochondrion.